AACUUGAAGUGAUGAACUUAUGCCAGGACUCCAGAAGUAAUGGCGGAUACUGAAAGCAGUGAACCACCGAAAAUGGUCGUCAAAUUUCGAGCAAGAGACUACGCCGCAGAAGCAAAGGCACAUUCUCUCCCUCGAAUUCCGGCCGAUCUUCAUCCUCUCUCCUCUACUCCUUCUCUCUCUCCUCAGGUUGAUGUUAAAGAUGAAGAGAAGGAUGACACUUUUGAUCCUUUACGAGCACCACGUGGCAGCAUAGUUGUGCCUUCCAAAAACUCAGAGGAUGCUCCAUAUGCUUCUAAAUCAGAUAUCUCAAGCAGUUAUGUUCAACCUCUCGGGAAAGAUUGGACCACAUUUAAGAAAUUUUUGGUGCAGAAGUUUCCUCCUUCUAAGACGGUUGCAGUUUCAUCGGCUGCUGAUUUGGUGGUCGGAAAUCAUAAGGCAUAUGAGAAAUUGAAUACGCAUUUGGAUGAACUGGAUGAUCCACAGGGAUCAGCUGUUGAGGAUGUAAAAUUUAUCACACAGCAAGAGUAUACUGCAAGAUUAAGUGAAAUGAAGAAUGAAAUUCUUUGUACUUGGGCUGCUGGUGAUCAUUUUAAAUCUCUGAAGUUAUCUGUUAAGGUUGCUAGGCUAUUGAGGGAUACGGCUUUGCUGCAAUUUUAUCCAACCUUGUUUACUCUUGCUACUGACAUAUUGGAUAUGCUUGGUGAUAUGGUAUGGGAGCGCAUCAAGCAGAAGGCCGAAUUUUCAGAAGAUGGUUCACAGAUUCAUGCUUUGCCAGAGGAUUUCCAAGCGAGUGAUGUUUGCUCAGAUGCAAAAGAAACCUGUCACAAUUGGUUUUGCAAGAUCGGUUCCAUACGUGAUCUGCUGCCUCGAAUCUACUUGGAGCUUGCUAUAUUGCCUUGUUGGCGUUUUUUACUUGAUGAUACCACUGAUGUAAUCCAACGCUUGCUGGCGAUGAUGCGUGGGCUAGGCAAUCCCUUGGCAUCUGCAUAUUGUCAUCUAUAUAUGGUCUACUGUGUUCAGAAAUUACCUUUAUGCCAAAAUGGGUAUCUUGUUACUUGCAUUAAAGACAUUAAUCGCAUGAUGGUACCUCUUGUUGCAUCGAAAGAAACCACAGAAGGUAGAAACACCCAGAAUAAUCAAGUCCUUGUUCACCUCAUGGAACCAUCCAUGUGGUACAUCAUGAAAUGCUUAUUUAAGGAUCAUCAGCAAGGAUGCAAUACACUUUUCAAGCUUGGAAUCACAAGGAAUUUAUCAGAGUUGUUUGGCGAACAUUCUUGUGUCUCACUCAAUCUUCAUCAUCUACUUAAGGAACUCCCACCUGAGGCUGUUAGAUCUAAUAUUCUGCACAUUCUUGACCUCAUUGAGUGCGGCAUUGGUUCAUCCUUUGAUCAGUGUAUGAAUUUCCGGCUCCUUGGAUUCAGGCUUUAUGAAACAGACGCUCCUGUGGAGAUCGUCAAUGUGGUUUUGGAGCGAGUGAUUCAGGAUGUUAUUGAGUACCAAGUCCUGGAUGAUUACCUAAAAGUCAUAGAUGGUUAUGUUGAUGUUGUUCUUCAGAAUCAGAUGAAAAUUCAAUUGGAAGGGCUACUUGAGAGGAUUGCAGAGCGAGCAUGCAACAAAUGGAUAAAAGACAGUGAGCUCGAGAGCUUGCAGUCUGUUUUUAUCAAGAUUCUUAGUCAUACAAAGUGCUUGGAAGAUAUUAUAGAGCUGAAUUUCUUUGCUGAAAUCAUGGAUGUCAUGCGUGGGACUUCAAAGAAUGCCAUCAAUAUGCGUAUUCUUGAAAUUGCUACCAGGAAUGGAUGUAUCUGUUGUCCGACUACUAUACAGUUCCUUUUCGAAGUUUGUCAGGGUCUGCAUAAUGCCAAGGGCUCUUCAGACAUGCUGGACAGUGAUUAUCAACCUUUGGAGCGUUUAUGCUCUCGUUUUGUGCAAAUGGUUGAUUUUGGGACUGAGUGGGAACGUCACCUGGCAUUUUUGAUUGAGUGUCGUGCAACUUUUGCUAGUGCAGAUGAAAUCAAGGAAACUCUUGUUCAUCAUGCAAACUGCUUAGUGAUGAAAGCUUUGAAGGAUUCAAAGCAACUUGUCUGUUUUGGCAAGUCCUGUUUAGCAUUUUCUGAAGCUACAAUUCCUUCUAUUGUGACUCCUGUAAAGCAGUUAUAUCUAUAUCUUGAGACUGCUGAGGUUGCAUUGACCAGCGGCUUAGUUUGUCAUUCAGAUGGAUUAAUAGAUUCAACUUUAAGUUCUCUUCAAAAUUUUGUUGCUGAGGAUUCAGGGACACUGCUUGAUGUUGGUAGAAUCAUCUGCAUAAUACAAAAACUGUGCAGCCUUUUGAUCAUGGUUCCAGGUAACCCUAUGCGUGGAGUCACGUACAUCCCAAAGAGCUUACUCUCACUGGUUAAUUCUCACUCAUUGCAAAAUAAUGCUAGAUUAAGAGUCAGAACAUUGUGCGCAAAUAUUAUUUUGCUGGCAGCAUUAUCACAGCAUAAACUCCCAUAUAGUCCUUGUGGCACGAAAGAGGUUCCUGGUAAUGACAUCCUGUAUUUUGAUGAUCUGUACUACCAUGAGGAGCUUGCAUCUAUCUCUAGUCACAUUCUUCAGGACUUUGUUCAUGCAGUUAAGGAAGAAGCUUCCCCGAUUGCUCGGGGAAGCCUUGCACUUGAUGCUUGCAACUGUAUUGUAUCAGCCCUCCAGAUAGAUGACAACGUAUUAAGUAUCUGCAAUGAAUUGGUGGAGAUUGCCCGGUCUUGUUUGAGCACGAAUCACAAGUACUUAUUGUCAACAUCUAACUUCUUUGUUGCCAAUCAAAUGCGUAGCGUUACAAUAUCCAGUAGCUGAUAGUAUGUAUAUAUAUCAUGUAAUCAGUGUUUUUGGUUUCAGUUAUGUAUCAAGGCAAUAUGGUUAUAUGUGAUGUGUAUAUUACAAGUACUUUAAAUAGAUAGAGUAAUUGUUCUAGAUGCAUUGAUCUUACUAGUUACUACAGUCUACAGCUUGUUUGAGGUAUUUGCGUAGUAACUCAAGCCUUGUUAUUUCAUAGCAUGCCUCAACUGUGACUUAUAAGUGUUUAAUUGCGAUUCAUCUCUUGAAAGCCAAGCAUUUUGAACUUCAAA
Messenger RNA from Chenopodium quinoa (quinoa), 3104 nucleotides. RefSeq names its product UPF0505 protein-like. The transcript has 23 exons. Gene Ontology annotation, cellular component: endosome. The record is from RefSeq and is a predicted model, not a curated record. Lineage: Eukaryota; Viridiplantae; Streptophyta; Magnoliopsida; Caryophyllales; Amaranthaceae. The coding region runs from base 40 to 2832 and encodes 930 amino acids. Gene Ontology annotation, biological process: endocytic recycling.